UCGGUGGUCUGGUGGUCAGCUGAGAUGUAAAGGUAAACAUGUUAAUGUUAUUGGCUGGAAAGCACCUCACAGAAGACUGCUGGAUUGGAUACACUCAGUUUUAAUGGCCCUAUUCCUCGAUGUCACGAGGAUAUACGGUGAGCAUUUCUGCAUCGAUUUACGGAGCAAAGGGUGAGGAACAUUGCUUUAAAGGCUGUCCGCGGUGCUUAAAUACAAUGCGCACUCGCGUGAGAUGCUUCGAUGCUAUGCUAAUGAUGGAACUGCCUGACAUCCAAGUGGAUGGAAAUGACACCGCACUAUUUCCAAAGCAUCCGCCGGAACGAAAGGGCAGUCAGAUGAGCUAGUGGCUUGUUAGUAAAUGCUUAAAACUCCACCAGAGUCAUGCGCAUAGCGGUGUAGUUUCAUCACUUUGCAGAGAUGUCAUUCACAAUGGAGGAUAAUUUUGAGUCGGGCUGGGUCGCCGUUCGCCCACAUGCGUUUGACGAGAAGGAGAAACACAAAUUCGUCUUUAUCGUUGCCUGGAACGAAGUGGAAGGCAAAUUUGCCAUUACGUGUCACAACAGGACGGUGCAACGGAGAAGCUUUGGCGGCGGCAGCCGAGACCCACCGUCGGAGGAUGGAGACAAAACAAGAUGGGCCGGAAGUCCCGUCGGGGACAAAUUGUCCAGGAGCCCGGGCUCGGGAACAAGGGAGGCUGCGACUAAAGGCCUUAAAAGCCAGCUCCCGGGUUCCAAAUUAAGCCCUGUUAAGAUUAAAACUGUGGUCAACUAUGUGUCAUCUCACGUCACUUGUGAUCAAGAGACACAGCGAGAGGAGCUGCUGCACUCUGUGGACACCUUGGACCUGGAGGACAGUCUGAGCCGGGAGGACUGCAGCUGGGCGGGCCUCUUUUCCUUUCAGGACCUGCGGACGGUCCAUCAGCAGCUGUGUUCGGUCAACUCAGAUCUGGAGCCUUGUCUUCCCAUCUUUCCAGAGGAACCCAGUGGGAUGUGGACGGUGCUGUUUGGACCGGCUGAAGUCUCCGAAGCUGAGAUGGAUGGACUUUGUUCCAAGUUGCAACUGUACUUUGGCCACGCGCUUGAUAUAUGCGGGUGGAAGAUCCUCUCUCAGGUUCUGUUCACUGAAAAUGAUGAUCCAGACGAGUACUAUGAGAGUCUGAGCGAGUUAAGGCAGUGUGGGUACGAGGAGGCGCUUCGCCGUGAAAGUAAACACCUGCAAGAGCUUCUUGACAAACACAGGAGCAUGGACAGUAUGGUUGACUUGUUGGAGCUUUAUGAGGAGGAGGACCAGGCCUAUGGAUGCUUGUUGGAGGCCUCCACGCAACUGUACCAGUACCUGUUGCAGCCGUUUCGAGACAUGAGGGAGCUGGCCAUGCUGCGGAGACAACAGAUCAAGAUCUCCAUGGAGAAUGACUACCUGGGCCCAAGGCGCAUUUUUGCUCUCCAGCAGGAGGAUUCUGAUUGGCAGAGGAAAGCUCAAGAAGCUGUCCUUAUUAUUCAAGAAUUCACCGUAAAAUACUUUGAGACAACAGCUAGAGCUCAGAAAGGUGUUUAUGAACGUAUGAAACUGGACCAGCGCAAGUUUGGUAAGGCCUCAUGGACAGCAGCGGUGGAGCGCAUGGAGAGAAUCCGCUACUCGGUCGCCAAGGAAACACUGCAACUGCAAAGAGCCCGGGAGAUCAGCCUGGAGCAGCGGAAACACACCCUUCGAGAGGAGAUGCAGAGCCUGUGUAGCAGCGAGGAUGCAAUGACCCUCCUGGACCACAUGGAGUCACAGUACUAUGAGCUGCAGCUCCAGUUGUAUGACAUCCAGGCUGAAAUCCUUCAGUGUGAAGAGCUACUUCUCACUGCUCAGCUCGACAGCAUUCGAAGGCAAAUGACAGAGCAUCAGAACGAGGUGGUGUACUAUGACACAUUUGAAAGUGCCGAUGAUAUAACAGAGGAGGACACUGCUGAGAAAGAAGAACUGCGCAGGCUUCAGGUCAGCACACGGCAAUUGGAAGCGCGAAGGGGACGCAUCACCGCCAAACGCUCCUACCUCAAGAACAAGAGGGAGAUCUGUGUAUCGAACCACAUUAAGAAACAACAAAUGCGUCAAAGCACACAAAACGACUACGUAUCUCAGCAGGCCUUACAGUCGAAUUACGAUGAGGAGGAAGAUGAGAGAAAAAAUAGCCGAGUGCGUCAAGAGAGACAGAGGACUCUAGAUAGACUUCGCACCUUCAAACAGCGCUACCCAGGUCAGGUGGUUCUAAAGUCCGCACGAAUGCGUACGGCUCACAGCAGAAGGAGAGAGCGUGGCAGAAAUAUGCAAACGGAUGCUGAAGGCGAUAACGAGGAGCGUUCCGACCCGGGCCGGCGGCCGCUGUGCCUCAGCACCAGCGUGCAGACGGACCCCAGCUCCACGCUCACCUCCCAGCCCGUCACAAGCCUGGCGGCGCAGUCGCUACCUCCGUUGCCUGUGCCCAGUCCCGCGGACUCCUUCUGCUCUCCUUGUUCCCUGUCCUCGCUGUUGGCAUCCCCGGCCUCGCCGCCGCCUCCGCCCCCUCCUCUGCCACUCCUGCCAAUACGAGAACAGGUGUCCCCUUCAGAGAGCCCGGGCAGACGGCCACAGAGGCCAGAGGAGCAAAGUGCGUCAGAGGAGCGCCCUCAUUCGCCGCUCGGCCCUUUCCAUCCUCGCUUCUUUGACAGCAGCCAGCUGGUGAGCGCCCGCAAAAAGCUGAAAAAGACUCCAGGCUUUGAAGCCCACGGACGACGAGGAAGCUCCCCCAUGGAUGAAGUACUGGCCUCCCUGAAGAGAGGCAGUUUCCACCUGAGGAAAGUCGACCAGCGGUCCAUCCCACCCGCUGCCCAGAGUGAUGACGACACCAACAGCAUCUUAGCUCAGAUCCGCAAGGGUGUCAAACUGAGGCAAGUCCCUCCGCAGGAAAGGAAAGGCCAAAAGGAGAUCUCUGCCUCAAGAGACCCUCUGACCAAGAGCAUCUAUGAGGCGCUUCGACGGAUAAAAGAAGCCUCGCCGGAGUCGGACUCAGAGGACGAUGGGCUGGGUGGGCCGGACUGGGAAACUUAAGGUUGAGACUCAGCUGUGAACGAUAAACUAGAAAGCCACUAAAUGGAGUCUAGUUUUGUCCCUCAAGGUACGUUCCACUCUACUGUGCCCUAAUGGGAUAAUUAUUUGACCUUUUACCAGGUCCAAAAAGGUACAGGCAUGUUCCCUACAGCACUCCAUUUGAGGGUAUCCCCUCGUGACAUUGUACCUUUUAAGGUACAAGCCUUUACUUGUCCAACACUACACUACGCACAACACAAGAAAGGGGGAUGGGUUGUCGUAAGUAUCACCAAAUGUAGGUCAGUCACAUUGUUCAUUUAUAUUCUAAUUUUCCACGUAUAUUAUAAUUAUCCUCACAUUGUAAUGAUGCCAUAUUUAUCUGUAGUUAUCCAAUAGUGGUGUCACACGGUUCCAUCCUUUUGUAGGUACUGUACCGACCCUUAAAUAUGAAAUGAAAAAACCUCAAGCAGAAAUAUGUCUUGACAUUGUAACAAAAAUCCUUCAUGAGCACGGUUUGUAAAUUGGGGUCAUAUGGAUUAGAGGAAUAUAAAUCCCACUGAGAUUUAACAUCACCAACCAUGACCGUAAAUCAUUAGCACUGUCAACAUCUUUAAUAUUUUGCGCGUUACGCACGAGAGGCGGGUGUUGUACGUGGGUGUCACAUGCAAGGCAUGCUGUGCAGACAAUAUAGUAAAGGCAAACUGCUUGUCGAAUGUGACAUUGCACACAAGCAGUAAAUCCUCACUCAAGAUUCGUUCCCUUCCCCCUCAUGUCCUCUACUGGCUUCAUCACCCCCAUGUUCCUCAUCCAGCGAGGGUGACCAUCUGCUUAACUGCAGCAUGCGAGAGGAUAGAACUGUGGGAGAUGUGGAGAGUCAAUGGACCUAUCGCAAAACCACGCCGCUAAAUCACAAAAGUCGGACACAUAGCCGUAGAGUUGGAUAGGAAUAGAGUGUGGUUGUGAAUUUAAAGACGUGAAGUAAGGUUGGCCAACCAUGUUUUUGAAUCAUAUCAACGGCUAAACAAUUAUAAGCAUAUUUUCGUUAUUUUUUUUAACGCAACACUUCCAGAUUCUUUGUUUAACCCAGUGCUUCUCAAUUAUUUUCUGUUACGCCCCCCCAAAGA
Molecule: messenger RNA, 4172 nt
Organism: Corythoichthys intestinalis (scribbled pipefish)
Lineage: Eukaryota; Metazoa; Chordata; Actinopteri; Syngnathiformes; Syngnathidae
Product: junction-mediating and -regulatory protein-like
Exons: 10
Coding region: 418-3069 (883 amino acids)
Biological process (GO): intrinsic apoptotic signaling pathway by p53 class mediator; 'de novo' actin filament nucleation; positive regulation of apoptotic process
Cellular component (GO): nucleus; cytoplasm
Molecular function (GO): transcription coactivator activity; actin binding; Arp2/3 complex binding
Source: RefSeq, a predicted model, not a curated record